UCUCCGGCGGUGUCGCCGAUAGCCGCAGCCAUGUCUUACCCCUCUGAUGAUUACGAAUCCGAGGCUGUUUAUGAUCCCUAUGCUUAUCCAUCCGGCGACUAUGAUAUGCACACAGGAGAUCCAAAGCAGGACCUGGCUUACGAGCGGCAGUACGAGCAGCAGACGUAUCAGGUGAUCCCCGAAGUCAUCAAGAACUUCAUCCAGUAUUUCCAUAAAACGGUCUCAGAUUUGAUCGACCAGAAGGUGUAUGAGCUGCAGGCCAGUCGUGUCUCCAGCGAUGUCAUUGACCAGAAGGUGUAUGAGAUCCAGGACAUCUAUGAGAACAGCUGGACCAAGCUGACAGAGAGAUUCUUCAAGAAUACGCCUUGGCCCGAAGCUGAAACCAUUGCUCCACAGGUUGGCAACGAUGCCGUCUUCCUGAUUUUGUACAAAGAAUUAUAUUACAGACACAUCUACGCCAAAGUCAGCGGGGGACCCUCAUUGGAGCAGAGGUUUGAGUCCUAUUAUAACUACUGCAAUCUCUUCAACUACAUUCUUAAUGCUGAUGGUCCCGCCCCUCUGGAACUACCCAACCAGUGGCUCUGGGAUAUCAUUGAUGAGUUCAUCUACCAGUUUCAGUCCUUUAGUCAGUACCGCUGUAAGACUGCGAAGAAGUCAGAAGAGGAGAUUGACUUCCUCCGAUCCAAUCCCAAAAUCUGGAAUGUUCACAGUGUCCUUAACGUCCUUCAUUCCCUGGUAGACAAAUCCAACAUCAACCGUCAGCUGGAGGUGUACACAAGUGGAGGUGACCCCGAGAGUGUGGCUGGGGAGUACGGACGGCACUCCCUCUACAAGAUGCUUGGCUACUUCAGCCUGGUGGGGCUUCUGCGCCUGCACUCCCUGCUGGGGGAUUACUACCAGGCCAUCAAGGUGCUGGAGAACAUCGAGCUCAACAAGAAGAGCAUGUAUUCCCGGGUUCCCGAGUGCCAGGUCACCACGUACUAUUACGUCGGCUUUGCCUAUCUGAUGAUGCGCCGCUACCAGGACGCCAUCCGGGUCUUUGCCAACAUCCUCCUCUACAUCCAGAGGACCAAGAGCAUGUUCCAGCGGACCACGUAUAAGUACGAGAUGAUCAACAAGCAGAACGAGCAGAUGCACGCGCUGCUGGCCAUCGCCCUCACCAUGUACCCCAUGCGCAUCGACGAGAGCGUCCACCUCCAGCUGCGGGAGAAGUACGGCGACAAGAUGCUGCGUAUGCAGAAGGGUGACCCGCAGGUCUACGAGGAGCUCUUCAGCUACUCGUGCCCCAAGUUCCUGUCGCCCGUGGUGCCCAACUACGACAACGUGCACCCCAACUACCACAAGGAGCCGUUCCUGCAGCAGCUGAAGGUCUUCUCGGACGAAGUCCAGCAGCAGGCCCAGCUCUCCACCAUCCGCAGCUUCCUCAAGCUCUACACCACCAUGCCCGUGGCCAAGCUGGCCGGCUUCCUGGACCUCACAGAGCAGGAGUUCCGGAUCCAGCUGCUGGUCUUCAAGCACAAGAUGAAGAACCUGGUGUGGACCAGUGGCAUCUCCGCCCUGGACGGGGAAUUUCAGUCCGCCUCGGAGGUUGACUUCUACAUCGAUAAGGACAUGAUCCACAUCGCAGACACCAAGGUUGCCAGGCGGUACGGGGAUUUCUUCAUCCGUCAGAUCCAUAAAUUUGAGGAGCUCAAUCGAACCCUGAAGAAGAUGGGCCAGCGGCCGUGA
Messenger RNA from Elephantulus edwardii (Cape elephant shrew), 1728 nucleotides. RefSeq names its product eukaryotic translation initiation factor 3, subunit L (gene EIF3L). Gene Ontology annotation, molecular function: protein binding; translation initiation factor activity. Lineage: Eukaryota; Metazoa; Chordata; Mammalia; Macroscelidea; Macroscelididae. Gene Ontology annotation, biological process: translational initiation. The record is from RefSeq and is a predicted model, not a curated record. Gene Ontology annotation, cellular component: cytoplasm; eukaryotic translation initiation factor 3 complex. The transcript is spliced from 13 exons. The coding region runs from base 31 to 1728 and encodes 565 amino acids.